UGGCACGGUUUGUAGACUGCGAACAGUUUUUUGUGUUACAACGACGUUUUGUGCUGAAAAUGAAGGCAGUGUUGGUAUAAUUAUGUGGAUAGUUAGCAAGAUUUGUUCUGUGUAGUGAGUGCUGGGUUAUGUGCGUGUGUCUUUGGAUUUUCGCGAGUGUUAGAAGACUUGAGUUCCAUGCGAUCGGCUAGAUCACCCUUAAAGAUCGAGAGGCGCACGCGCAGUCUGGGUGAUGUUGCGUCAACAUGUCCCGUUGGUUGUGGCUGCUGCUGCUGGAACUUGUCGCCGCUUUGUCGCCGGUCGUUAAGAUUGGGGCGAUUUUCACGGAAGAAGCGCGCGGGGGCAGCGCGGAGCUUGCCUUCAAAUACGCGGUGUAUCGGAUCAACAAGGAAAGAAGUCUCCUGCCCAACAGUACCCUGGUGUAUGAUAUACAGUACACGCCGGCUAGAGACUCGUUUAGGACUUAUAAGAAAGCCUGCACCCAGAUCAAGACGGGAGCCGUGGCCGUGUUCAGUAGCUGCGGGCCGCUGCCCGGCGCGGCCCUCGGCGCGGUGUGCCGCUCCAUGCACGUGCCGCAUCUGGUCGCAGCGCCAGGGACCCACGACCAGGCCUCAUCAGACACUCGUUUUGCUACUCGCUUAGACGCUCGUUCGUCGUUUGAAGACACUUGGGGCGUCAUUAGGCGCUCGGCUCCUCACGCAUCGGCCACUUGCCAUCAGCCGCGCCAGCCGUCGGGAGCCGUGGCCGUGUUCAGCAGCUGCGGGCCGCUGCCGGGCGCCGCCCUCGGCGCGGUGUGCCGCUCCAUGCACGUGCCGCAUCUGGUCGCAGCGCCGCGCACCCAAGACCAGGACGCUUACUUCGUUGGUCUAUAA
Messenger RNA from Ostrinia nubilalis (European corn borer), 872 nucleotides. RefSeq names its product glutamate receptor ionotropic, kainate 2-like. Bases 246 to 872 code for a protein of 208 amino acids. The transcript is spliced from 7 exons. The record is from RefSeq and is a predicted model, not a curated record. Lineage: Eukaryota; Metazoa; Arthropoda; Insecta; Lepidoptera; Crambidae.